GCACCUCCUCCUCGUUUGGUUAUCAGAUCGCAGAUGACGCAGUGAGGUCCGGGGAAGAUGGCUCCCUUUCCGGACGAAGUGGAUGUUUUUACUGGCCCACACUGGCGAAUGAAGCAGCUGGUGGGUCUGUACUGCGAAAAGCUGUCCAAAACCAACUUCUCCAACAACAGCGACUUCCGGUCCUUCCUCCAGUCCCUGUGCGCCACCUUCAAGGAGUUCAAGAUGCACGAGCAGAUCGAGAACGAGUACAUCAUCGGCCUGUUGCAGCAGCGCUGCUGCACCGUCUACAACGUGCACUCCGACAACAAGCUGUCGGAGAUGCUGUCCCUCUUUGAAAAGGGGCUGCAGAGCGUAAAGAGCGAGUAUGAGCAGCUUAACUAUGCCCAGCAGCUGAAGGAAAGACUGGAGGCUUUCACGCAAGAUUUUCUGCCUCACAUGAAGGAGGAGGAAGAGGUGUUUCAGCCUAUGCUUAUGCAGUACUUCACAUACGAGGAGCUGAAGGACAUCAAGAAGCAGGUGAUCGCGCAGCACUGCAACCAGCAGCAACUGGACUGCGCCGCCGAGGUCCUGAAAGGCUUCAGCCUGUGGACCCAGGCCGAGGAGCUGCAAAAGGCUUUUAAAUAUGCGGAUCACGAGAAAACCGAUUAUGAUCUGGAACAAAACGGGAGUUCUUCAACGCACAUGUCCCAGCUUCCUGCAGAAAUUAUGCUGAGGCUUUUCCACUAUUUGGGUCCCCUGGAUCUGUGCCGCUGUAGUCAAGUGUGCAGCACGUGGUCAGAGUUGGUCAAGACCGGCUCGUUGUGGAGGCACCUCUAUCCUGUGCGCUGGGCCCGAGGUGUGCACCUACAGAAAAUCAGAUGGGAUUAUUACCGUGGUCCUCCUGGGGAUCUUGACCAGGAGCCCGACGAUGACUGGGUGAAGAGCCGUCAGAACGAGGGCCGCGCCUACCUGGAGUGGGAUGAGGACGCUGACGUUGACGAGUCAGAUGUUUCGGGUCACACCGAAGGCUCCCUGGCAAUAAGCACGGCUCAGAGGGAGAAAAGGCUCCUUAAUGGCAUCAUCCAGCACCUCCUGCCAGCCGUGGGUCCUUCUGUCAAGUCCAUUAUUCUCGCCUACAGUUCUACAGUGUCAAGCAAAAUGGUCCGUCAAAUUCUCAGCCUCUGCCCCAACAUUACUCACCUGGACCUGACUCAGACCGAUGUGACCGAUUUUGCUUUUGACAGCUGGUCGUAUCCCGGAGCGUGUCGGUCUCUGGAGCACCUGGAUUUGUCGGGGUGCGAGAAGAUCACCGAUCACACCCUGAAGAAGCUGUCUGUGGGUCUGGGCGACCUGGCGUCCUCCGACAGGCGCUCGGACCGGCGGGCCAAGCUGCUGAAAAGCUGCACGGUGCCCCUCGCGCUGAUGGACGAGGGAAACCUGCGCGCGGUCGGGCGGAGGCAGCAGGCCUUCAUUUUCAAGCACGGCACCGGCCGCUGGGGCUCCGCCUGCAUCCCCACUCAGGUGUGGGUUCUGGACACUUCCGACCUGGGCGACAUCGAAGACGCGGCCGAGUGGAGCCAUCGCGGCGGGACGCCUUUCUCUGAAAGCUUAGCGGAGACGCAGCUGGUUGGAGGCUCGUGCUGCUGCAGGAGCAGGAGGAGGAGGAGGAGGUACAGGACUGGCUCGGACGCCUCCUACCUGCACCAGCAGUACGCCAUCUCCGGGGAAACGCUUUGCGGUCACUCCACCUGCUGCUCGGCUGACACGGCCCUCAGGACUUUCACUGGGCCCCAAAAAGAGUCGGGCUCCUCCAGAGGCAGCGCUGCAGAGUUACGGACUAAAUGCUCCUCAUCAGGAGGGCUGCAGUGUGUGGAGCCUGAGAACAGGACUGACUGCUCCAGGUCUAAACGGCCGCUGAGGCUCCUCAGCCUCUCUGGGUGUUACCAGGUCACCGAUCUGGGCCUACGGGCUUUGUCUCAGCGGGGGGGACUUCCUGUCCUGGAGCAUCUCAACCUGUCUGGCUGCCUCCUCAUCACCGAGGUGGGGCUGCAGGACCUGGUGUCGGCCUGUCCGUCCCUCAAAGAUGAGCACUUCUAUUACUGCGACAACAUCAACGGUCCUCAUGCAGACACGGCCAGCGGCUGCCAGAACCUGCAGUGUGGUUUCCGAGCCUGCUGUCGUUCUGGAGAGUGACCCCCGCCCUUCCCGCCUCCCAACGUUGUCCUGAAAUGUCACGUCUCGCCAUUGUUGCACUUUAUCCUGGAAAUACCAUUAGCUGUAUUUUGUCACUUAAAAGUGUUUCUUAAUGAAACUGUAAUUUUUUGCUCCUGCUAUUUCCUUACUUAUUUAGUGGAGGUAAUAGUUUAGAAAGAAGAAAUGCACAACGGAGUGCAAAAGUGCAUUUUGGUUCCUUUUGGCUUUGAGAAAGUAAAAAGUGAGACGGCCGUGAGCAGCAGUUCUGAUGGUUUCCUCUUGUUCAGCCCGUUUUUUUGCCUCAAGCGCUUUCACGUUUUCCACAAGUCCAGCUGCUCUGUAGAUAGAAGCCGCCUGUUCCUCAAUGUUUGCGCGUACGACUUUCAGCCACAGUCAAACGUCGAUGCCGGCGCAGAACAUGUUUACAGGACUGAGGGAGUAUGUUCAGGUAUUUUACUGAAUCAGGCACCUUUGCGAAUGGAUCCGGAGGAUAAAGAUUAAAAGUGCGGUUUUGGAUCCAGGAAACACAGACAUAGGAAGCGGCACAUGAUGUUGCCGCACAGUCUUCAGCAUUUUGGUUGUGAUCUGUAGUGUUCUGCCCUUCAGCUCUCCUCUGAAGGCUUUUGCUUUUUUUUUUUUUCCUUUUUUCUUUAUGCACUCCAGUGGGCAAAAAGAACAAAUGGUAAAAUGAAACCAGUCGUCACCACCAUGUCGGAGGGCUCUGUUGUGUACAUUGCUGCUUUAUCAUCCUGCAACAAGAUUUCCUUUCUGGUUCUACAGUCUUGCAUGGGAUCUGUUGGAAGUUGUCGACUAAUAAAACUUUGGAGUUAGUCA
Messenger RNA from Fundulus heteroclitus (mummichog), 3006 nucleotides. RefSeq names its product F-box and leucine-rich repeat protein 5 (gene fbxl5). Gene Ontology annotation, cellular component: SCF ubiquitin ligase complex. The transcript is spliced from 11 exons. Gene Ontology annotation, molecular function: protein binding. The coding region runs from base 58 to 2172 and encodes 704 amino acids. Gene Ontology annotation, biological process: SCF-dependent proteasomal ubiquitin-dependent protein catabolic process; intracellular iron ion homeostasis. The record is from RefSeq and is a predicted model, not a curated record. NCBI's taxonomy places the organism in Eukaryota, Metazoa, Chordata, Actinopteri, Cyprinodontiformes, Fundulidae.